Molecule: messenger RNA, 1122 nt
Organism: Phanerochaete carnosa HHB-10118-sp
Lineage: Eukaryota; Fungi; Basidiomycota; Agaricomycetes; Polyporales; Phanerochaetaceae
Exons: 1
Source: RefSeq, a predicted model, not a curated record
CAACAUUGCUCGUGCCCUGAUCCCUCAGAUACGCGCUUCAGCACCUGCGUCGACAUCCUAACGUCAUCCACCCGGCUACGAUGUUACGUACGCGAACUCGCACUGACAUCCCAACGCCAGGAGUGCUUCAGGAUUCCCGGAGAGCAUGUAGAGCUGGAGAAGCUAGACAUGUCAACCCUCGUGGUUGUUAUAAACCUCCUUCCUGGUCUUGAUUGCCUCCACCUCGAACGUUGCGCCUUACGCCCCGAAGCACGAUCUCCCGAUGCUACGCUACCGAGACAAUCCGCAUCGUUUGCUCUUACUGAACCCUCGUUCAAUCUGAACGAAGUUAUCUUUCGGGACCUAGCAGACAAGGCAUCCGUUGAAGCAAUGGCCGAUAUCUUCUCGUACUUCCAACGCAUCGGAAAGCUCACCAUCAGCGGCAUCAGUCGCUGGCAUCGAGAUAGUCAUAGGCCCUUGUCUUUCUCCCUUUCGCCUUCCGCACCCAUUGUUGAGACGCUGGUGCUCGACAACGUGGACGAGGGAGAAGUGGUCACUGCGCUUUGUCGUGAGCUGCGGGCGCACGCGGGCUCUACAGCAGUCCAGCACGUCGUCGUCGACCGUUUGACACUAGAACUGCUCGACUUCAUCUGCGCAAUGCCGAACCUGGAGUCGGUCAGCUACGUCGCCAGAGGUUUUACUCCCCCGGUCGUCGCGGGACGUCACCACGCCAAGUUACGCAGGGUCACGUUCAUCGUCCCUCUCUGGCUCCGACCCAAAUCUGGCUCCUAUGCGUCCCCCGUGCGCUGUCUCACCGCGCAUGUACGAACGCUGUCCGUCUUCAACGCGUCCGAGGUCGCUAUCGGUUUCAGCCUGUCUGUCGAUGACACGCCGGAGGGAGACGAAAAUUUUGAUGCCGACACCGCUGCGGAGUGUGCUCUUAGCCAAGUCGGCCCAGAGUUGCAGGCCAUAGGCGAAGCGUUGGAGACCUACGGGUCACUACGAGCUCUGGUGCUUGAGAUUCGCAACUUUACACCGGCCCAAGAUAGUUUCUGCGUUACAUGUUUGGGGGAGGCGGCCGCCCGUCACAUACCCCGCAAGUAUGUUGGGAUGCUUCGUAUCGAGUCUACCAAGAGAUACUAG